AUGCAUUACCGUGCCCCAUUGUUCGGGUUCAUUCUUUGCUGUCUGCUAACCAAAGAAGCUUUAUCAGGACAAAAAGAUCAUGAUAAAAUAAGUUUCUUACCUGGUGUAUGGCCAAUGCCAACUUUCAAACAAUAUUCUGGCUACCUUAAUGGCUUUACGAACAAUAUUCGAUUACACUACUGGUUGGUUGAAGCAACUGAAAAUGCUGAAUCGUCUCCCCUCAUACUAUGGUUAAAUGGAGGGCCAGGAUGCUCGUCAAUGGAAGGGUUCCUUAGCGAAAACGGGCCUUAUAAUAUGAUAGAAGGAACAAAUUUGGUAAAAAAUCCAUAUUCAUGGAACAGAUUAGCCAAUGUUUUGUAUCUAGAAGCACCAGCUGGCGUUGGAUUCUCAUAUGCUGUUGACGGUAAUAUAACUACAGAUGAUGAUUUCACAGCGUUGAACAAUUAUCAUGCAUUAUUACAUUUUCUUGAAAGAUUCCCAGAGUAUGAAAACAGAGAUUUUUAUAUAACCGGUGAAAGUUAUGCUGGUGUAUAUGUUCCUACUUUAGCUUUACAUCUGAUUAACUCAACAAAACUUCAUUUAAAGGGUAUCGCUGUUGGCAAUGCCUUAACUAAUUAUAGACUCAAUGAUAACUCCAUGUUAUAUUUUGCUAAAUAUCAUGGAUUAGUUGGCGAAAAAGUAUGGAAUGAUUUACUUGCUCAUUGUUGUCAUAGUCCAUACUACAGUCAAUGUAUGUUCACUGAUAAUCCUUCAGAUAAAUGUCAACGUUUAAUCAAUUAUAUAUCAGAUAAUGUAACCAUUGGAUUGAAUGAAUACAAUAUAUAUGAUUAUUGUGGUGAUGUUAGUAGUAUAAUGAAUCAAAACGUUGAAAAUUUAUAUUCAUUAUCAAAUAUUCAUUCUAUGUUUCAACAUAGUGAUUUUGGUUAUCUCUUUGAAAAUAAUACAUAUAUUCAAAAGAAGCGUGAAUUACUUUCUCAAAUUCGACAGAAAAUUCGAGUAAAACUAGUCCUUCCAUAUAUACCACAUAGUUGGCAGGUAUGCAGUGAUGAAGUCAGCUCUUUGUAUAUACGCAAUUAUCGAGAUUUAUCUCAUCAAUAUAAGAAAAUUUUGGAAUCAAAGGUUCCAAUACUGCUCUAUAAUGGUGAUGUUGAUAUGGUGUGCAACUUUAUCGGAGAUGAAUGGUUUGUAGACAAUUUGAAGUUAAAACUUCAUGAUUAUCGACAACAUUGGAUAUACACAUCUGAAGAUGGUACAAAACAAAUUGGAGGAUAUUGGAAAUCAUUUUCGAAGAAUAAUGUGAAAUUUAUCUAUUCAACUGUUCGAGGAGCUGGCCAUAUGGUUCCAAUACUGCUCUAUAAUGGUGAUGUUGAUAUGGUGUGCAACUUUAUCGGAGAUGAAUGGUUUGUAGACAAUUUGAAGUUAAAACUUCAUGAUUAUCGACAACAUUGGAUAUACACAUCUGAAGAUGGUACAAAACAAAUUGGAGGAUAUUGGAAAUCAUUUUCGAAGAAUAAUGUGAAAUUUAUCUAUUCAACUGUUCGAGGAGCUGGCCAUAUGGUACCUAGAGAUAGGCCAGUUGCUAUGUUCCAUUUAAUUCAGUCUUUUCUAGAGAAAAAAAGUCUAUAA
Molecule: messenger RNA, 1626 nt
Organism: Heterobilharzia americana
Lineage: Eukaryota; Metazoa; Platyhelminthes; Trematoda; Strigeidida; Schistosomatidae
Source: the annotation of a GenBank genome assembly